AUGUCUUCAAGGUUCGGCGGCUCGAAUCUACAUCAGCGCGACUCCCGCAGCGCGCUCUUUGAAGGCUACAAGGGCGGCGCCGACAGCACACGGAGGCAGUACAGCGCAAGCCCGGCCUCGGUCGGCGGCGGCUACGGCUAUGGAGGCGGAUACCCGGGCAGCAAUGGCAGCGGUGGGCAGCUAGGCGUCCCAGACAGCAACAAAGGCUUUCGGCCAGCGACACCAAACUCGAGAGGCCAAUACGAUACAGCGACGCUCGACGAGCUCGAGAGCCAAAACGAUCAAGAGGUUACCGGCAUCAUGAACAAGGUCAAGAUGCUCAAGACGCUGUCCGUGGCCAUGGGCGACGAGAUCCGCGAUUCCUCGGCCAUGAUGGACAAGAUGAACGACACGUUUGACAACACGCGGCUGCGGCUGCGCGGCACCAUGAACCGCAUGAUGGUCAUGGCUGAGCGAACUGGCGUCGGCUGGAAGGUCUGGCUGGGCUUCUUUGCCGCCGUAAUCUUGAUCUUCAUGUACGUCUGGCUGUUCUAA
Messenger RNA from Pestalotiopsis fici W106-1, 534 nucleotides. RefSeq lists its product as uncharacterized. Gene Ontology annotation, biological process: endoplasmic reticulum to Golgi vesicle-mediated transport. The record is from RefSeq and is a predicted model, not a curated record. The transcript has 3 exons. Lineage: Eukaryota; Fungi; Ascomycota; Sordariomycetes; Amphisphaeriales; Sporocadaceae. Bases 1 to 534 code for a protein of 177 amino acids.